UUGAAAUCAACCCUAAGCUCCUUGUUCCUCCGUUCUAAAGGUAGCCCCGAUUAUUGUUGACUUAAGCAUCGGAGUGUCUACCCCGAGGAUUCACCUUGGGGCUUUGCAGGUUAAUCCAGAGUGCAGAUAUGGACUGAAGAAGGAUUUCUGGUUUGGUGCAGUUACAUUUUGGCGCCGUCUGUGGGAAACUGAACUAAAGGCUCCCUUGUUGCUCUUAUCAUGGUUAAAACUAGGUCAGCCCGAGGUGGAAACUCGUUUCAACCUCUUGGACGAGCCCCACCACAAAAUCCUAGACCAGUUCAACAUGCUCCCGCUGUUAGUGAAUCUCAGGGCCAAUCUCACAUUGCACCAGCUCAGCAACCCCCUCAUGAUGAUGUCACCCGACGUCUAGAUAGCCUAGAAAAGCUGGUGGUUGAACAGCGAGGUGUUCCACCUCCACACCCUGCUGCUGACUCCAUACCCCACCCUCUCAACACCAAUAUUAUAUUGGAACCCUAUCCCGCUGGCUUCAGAAUACCACAGCUUGAAACUUAUGAUGGGGCAAAGGACCCCGAUGAUCAUUUACAUGCUUUCUACUCCUGCAUGCAGGCCCAGAACGCCUCUAAUGUGUUGAUGUGCAAAAUCUUUCCCUCUACCCUCCAAGGUAAUGCUCGAACCUGGUACUACAGUCUGCCUCCGAAGUCAAUCAACUCUUACACAGAAAUGGCAUCUGCUUUUGCCACAAAGUUUUCCAGUAGAAGGUUGAUCAGGAAAACCACUUCUGAGCUGAUGCGAGUUAAGCAGAGAGACGGAGAGUCUUUAAAGAAGUUUAUGAGCAGAUUCAAUGAUGCAGUGCUGGAGAUUAAGAAUAAGAUGGACUUAAGACGUCCGGGUCCAAUGAGAACUGCUGCUGCUACCAGAGACCAUACUAGGUAUUGUGACUUUCAUCAAGAUCACGGUCAUACAACAGAACAAUGCAAUAGUCUGAGGUCCGAGUUGGAAAGUCUGGCGCAGAAAGGAAUGUUGAACGAGUACAUUCAGAGAGUUGAACAACCACGGUUUGUCAGGGAACAAGGGACACAGCAUCAAGGAGUCCGCAAUCCCCCAAACAGGCAAGGUGUGGGAUAUCAGCAGGCCCCACCCCCACUCCCACCACCAGCUAGAGUCAUACACAUGAUUAUGGGAGGUUUGGAAGCCGGUGGACUAAGCUUUAAGCAGCGAAAGUUGUAUGUCAGAGAGGUUAAGCACCAGAACAGAGCUCAGAAGCGAAAAUUUGACGAUGCUGAGUGGAAGAAUCAACCCAUCACUUUCACAUCUGCUGAUCUUGAAACAGUUGUCACACCUCACAAUGAUCCCCUAGUCACUUCUGUCAUGAUCAACAAUUGUGAGGUGCAGCGUGUCCUUGUUGACACAGAGAGUGCACUAGACAUCAUGUACUUCCAUUGUUUUGAGAGUCUUGGGUUAGAUCCAGCCCUGUUGCAGCGGUAUGAUGGUCCCAUUUACGGGUUCAACAACCAACCAGUUCCAGUUGAAGGAGUCUUCACCAUGAAUGUUGCAUUUGGAAGUGGCCGAAGUUAUGUGACCCCUUCAGUCAGGUUUCUGGUAGUCAAGAUGGCGUCCUCAUUCAAUGUCGUCAUUGGUCGACCCACAUUGACUGAAAUCCGAGCUGUGAAGAGCAAGGCUCAGACACCCGAGACUGAUCCUAAACAGAUUCCUGAUGAAUGGCAAGUUAUGGGUGUUGAGAUAGUAGAUAACCGACCAGAAGAUGAAACCAGAGCUGCUCCAGUCGAAGAUGUGGAGGAGCUAAUAGCUUUUCUUCGGGCCAAUAAAGAUGUUUUUGCAUGGACUUCAGCAGAUAUGCCGGGAAUUCCCACUUCAGUUUUUCAACAUAAACUCAGCACCAAUCCCCUCAAGAAACCGGUAACCCAGAAGCGACGCCUAUUCGAGGGGGAAAGGUUAAAGGUUAUUAAAGAAGAGGUCGAGAAACUCCUACAAGCCGGCUUUAUCAGAAGGGUAGAUUACUGUGAGUGGGUCGCCAAUCCGGUGUUGGUGAAAAAAGCAAACGGUAAAUGGCGGAUGUGCAUUGAUUACACUAACCUCAACGAUGCAUGUCCAAAGGACUGUUAUCCAAUGCCAAACAUUGAUAAGAUGGUUGAGGCAGCUUCGGGAAAUGAGAGAUUAAGUCUCUUGGAUGCAUACUCAGGCUACCACCAGGUCCCAAUGGCUCCUGAGAAUGAAGAAAAAACCUCGUUCUAUGCUGGCGAUGAGAUCUAUUGCUAUGUAAUGAUGCCCUUCGGCUUGAAGAACGCAGUGGUAAAGAGUUUGAAAGCUGACGAUCACUUAACCGACCUUGAGGAGACAUUCAACAAUCUCAGACAGAAUAGAAUGAGGUUAAACCCAGCCAAAUGCAUCUUUGGAGUGGAGUCUGGAAAAUUCCUGGGUUUCAUGGUUUCCAGGAGAGGGAUUGAGAGAUCUGCAAUCCGAGCUCAGGCACUGGUAGAUUUUAUUGUAGAAUGCACUCCAGGUAAUUCCACUCCUACUCCGGAGCCCAAUGACUGGACCUUAUAUGUUGAUGGGGCAUCUAGUAGCAAAGGUUCGGGAGCUGGCGCUUUCUUGAUUGGCCCAGAUGGAUACCGCAGUGAACAUGCCCUGAAGUUCAACUUCGAUGCAACAAAUAACAUGGCUGAGUAUGAAGCCCUGCUACUUGGUUUGCAGCUAGCAUUGGAAUUAAAACUCAGUGCGAUCCAAGUAUACAGUGACUCCCAGCUGGUGGUGAACCAAAUUAACUCAAUCUACGAAGUUGUUGAUCCUGUGAUGAUGAAAUAUGUAGCUGUGGUGGCCGAGCUGAAGUGCAAAUUUCAGAAAUUCUGUCUGAGCAAAAUCCCCCGGACUGAGAAUGAACAGGCAGAUUCACUCUCUAAAUUCGCCUCUGAUAGUUCUUCACAGUCCAGAUCAGUUUUCGUGGAGGUCUUAGAUGAACCAAGCUUCAUGAAGCCACGGGUGAUGGAAAUCAGCACAGACCCAGGUACGCCAGGCUGGACUGACUCAAUUGUCUCCUUCCUUCGAGACGGGGUAAUACCUGAGGAUAAGCAGGAGGCAAUGAGGUUGAGGAAGAAAGCAUCUCGCUAUACACUUGUUGGUGGGAUCCUCUAUAAGAGAUCUUUCUCACUCCCUCUCCUACGGUGCUUGAAUCCAUAUGAAGCAGAAUAUGCACUUAGGGAGGUGCAUGAAGGUGUCUGCGGAAGUCACGUGGGGGCUCGAACUUUGGCUCAUAAAGUCCUUAGACAGGGAUAUUACUGGCCGAACAUGUACAAAGAUGCCACUUACUUUGUUCAAAAAUGCUUGAAAUGCCAGUUCUUUGCGCACCUAACUCACCAGCCUGCAGAAGAGCUCACUACGCUGGUAGCACCAUGGCCAUUUGCUCAGUGGGGAUUGGAUCUUUUGGGUCCAUUCAUGAAAGGGGUUGGUGGUGUAACCCACCUAAUUGUUGGUGUAGAUUAUUUCACAAAAUGGGUUGAAGCUCGGUCAUUAUCCAGUCUUACUUCCAAGAAGGUCGAAGACUUUGUUUUCAGCUCAAUCAUCUGCAGAUAUGGGAUCCCGAAUCAGAUUGUGGUUGAUAAUGGAACUCAAUUUAACUGCACCUCCUUUCGAGAUUUUUGUUCCAGCUACGGGAUUAAACUGCAGUUCACCUCGGUUUACCAUCCCGAGUCCAAUGGCAUGGUCGAAUCUGUUAAUAAGUGCAUCUUAGAAGGUAUAAAGCCGAGGCUGGAACAACACAAGGCUAAAUGGGCAGACGAGCUCAACAACGUCCUCUGGGCAUACAGAACUACGAGUCGAACUGCCACAGGUGAAACACCCUAUCAUCUGGCCUUUGGUAUCGAAGCAGUCAUUCCUAUCGAGAUAGGAGUUCCAAGCUUCAGAGUCACCCAUUUCGAUGAAGGACGAAAUGGACAAUUGCUUCGGGAGAACCUUGAUUUGCUUGAUGACGUUAGAGAAGAAGCACGACUUCGAACUCUAGCCUAUAAGCAGAAAAUAGCAAACUUCUACAACAAACGAGUUCGACCCCGAACAUUCAAAGUAGGAGACCUUAUCCUCAGGAAAGCUUGUCUGACGGGGUUCGAAACUCGAUUCGGCAAGUUGGCACCAAACUGGGAAGGCCCCUACACUGUUGCCGAAGUGCCGCACCCAAUGCAUAUAUCCUACGGGACACUGAAGGCAACCGGGUUCCCAGGGUCUGGAAUGUCAAUAAUUUGAAGAAAUUUUACCCCUAAUGAAUCUCUUUCUAGUAAACUUUGUCUCAUUUUUAUAUUCGUUGUUAUUCUAUAUAUGUUCGAACUCAAUUCAUUUAUCUCAAUAAUGAGUGUCACUUCAC
Rubroshorea leprosula is the source of this 4351-nucleotide messenger RNA. NCBI's taxonomy places the organism in Eukaryota, Viridiplantae, Streptophyta, Magnoliopsida, Malvales, Dipterocarpaceae. The record is from the annotation of a GenBank genome assembly.